ACUCAACCUCUCAUUCCAACAUAAAUACUUCUCCAUCUUCAUAUCUUCUCUUUGCUUCUCUAUAUUUUCUCUCUCCUAUUUUUUCUCUCUUCACUUCCUUUUCCGGUCACAAUUUCCGGGAUCUUCUAAUUAUCAAAUCAUACCACAUUGUUUUUGUUUUUUCUAGUAGGUUUCGGAGAAUUUUUUUUAAUUUAUAAAUAAGAGAAGGGGUUCCUCUAAAUUUCAUCCAUCACACACUGGGUUUUUUAUUUCACAAAAGUUUUUAGUAAUUUCUUUGACUAAUUUUUGAGAAUUUCUUUUUGUUUUUUUUUCACUCAGAUUCAUCACUUACUCCGAGGCAAAAUCUCUUAAAUUUUGAUAAAUUCAAGGCAUCUUCUUAUAUUUUAAAAUUCAUUGAAUCAGUCCCCAUUUGUUUGUUGGUUUGUUUAGUUGCUUAAAUUUCCUGGUUAUUGCCUCAUAAUCACAAUAAUCACAUACAGAGAAUAAAUCUGGAUGAGUGGGAAAGAUUGAAACUUUGGGGUUCAAUAAAUGGUGGGAAUUGUUGAAAAGAAGCCAAAAACACAAGAAUUUAAAGUAAUCAUGUGUAAAGUCGAGGAAUCAUCAAGUGAGUUAAUCCGGGAAAGAAAAGGUGCUAACAAUGGUGGUAACGGCGGCGGUGGUGGUGGUGGUGGAGGGGAGAGAGAAUGGAAGAUGGAUAUAAAGUUGGAAAAUAUAUUGGGUGAUUCAUCAAAAGUUGAUAAAUUAAGAGCAUCAAUGGCGGCAAAUCAUCGAUCUAGAAGAUUGAAGCAAUGGGCAAUUAGGGGUUUUAUGACACUAUUUUUGUGGGUAUGUUUGCUAAUAUGUACUACAAUGAUUGAUACUUGGAAACCAACUGUGAUGAAAGGUUGGCCUAUUAGUUGCUUCCAGAAUAAAGGUUUUGAUGAACCUAUGAAUGUUGUUGAUGUUGCCCUGCCCAAAAUCGCUCGACCCCCUAAAAGGGUUUAUAAGAACAAUGGUUAUCUUAUGGUGUCCUGCAAUGGUGGACUUAAUCAAAUGCGUGCCGCGAUAUGUGAUAUGGUUGCCAUUGCAAGAUAUCUGAAUGUCACCUUGAUUGUCCCAGAGUUGGAUAAAACAUCAUUUUGGAAGGAUCCUAGUGAUUUCCAAGACAUUUUUGAUGUUGACCAUUUCAUUAAUUCAUUGAGAGAUGAAGUUCGGAUAUUGAAAGAGUUGCCUCCACAUAUGAAGAGUCGAAUUGAAGAAAAGCCGGCUCAUUCAUUGGCUCCGGUUAGCUGGUCCGACCUUUCAUAUUAUAAUAACCAGAUCCUUCCAUACUUUAUGAAGAAUAAAAUUGUACAUUUGAAUAAGACUGAUGCGCGGCUUGCGAAUAAUGGGUUGCCUCUGGACAUUCAAAAGUUACGGUGUAAGGUGAAUUUUCAGGCAUUGAAAUUCACUCCUCAAAUUGAGGAAUUGGGGGAUAGGGUUGUCAGCAUCCUGAGGAAAAAGGGCCCGUUUCUGGUGCUUCAUCUUCGAUAUGAAAUGGAUAUGUUAGCUUUCUCAGGCUGUACUCAAGGUUGCACUGCAGAUGAGGCUAGAAAUCUGACAGAAAUGAGGUACUCGUACCCUUGGUGGAAGGAAAAGAUCAUAGACUCGGAUGCUAAACGACGAGAUGGCCUGUGCCCGUUGACCCCUGAGGAAACAGCCUUAACCCUCAGUGCACUUGGGAUUGAUCGAAAUAUCCAAAUUUAUAUUGCUUCUGGAGAAAUAUAUGGAGGGAAAAGGAGAAUGGCCAGCUUAGCUUCAUCUUUCCCCAAUUUGGUGAGGAAGGAGACCCUACUUGAACCAUCAGACUUGAGAUUUUUCCAGAAUCACUCGUCUCAGAUGGCUGCAUUAGACUAUUUGGUCUCAUUGAAGAGUGAUAUAUUUGUUCCUACAUAUGAUGGAAAUAUGGCUAGAGUUGUUGAGGGACACCGCAGAUAUCAGGAUUUCAAGGAGACAAUAUCUCUGGAUAGGAAGCUCCUGGUUCAGUUGAUUGAUGAAUACAGUGACGGAUCAUUGGGUUGGGAUGAAUUCUCAUCUGCUGUGAAGGCAGCUCAUGCUGACCGUAUGGGAAGCCCACAUACCCGAACUGUGAUUCCAAAUAAACCUAAAGAAGAGGAUUAUUUCUAUACCAAUCCAUAUGAAUGCUUGGAACAACAACAACCAGAUGAAGCAUUGCAAAUCGCGUGAAAAUUCUUUAGUCUCUCUCUCUUUCUUCCAUGCUGAUGGGAUGUUCCUUUUAAACAUUCAGAUGCAACUUUUGUACAUUUUGCAUCGUGCACACACAUACACACACCGGUGACCUCCUCUCCCCCCAUACACUGAUACACUACACAGGACAGGUAUAAGCAAAAUACACAAGGGCUGAUUUUAAGCUAUAAGACCAACUUAGGCUUGCUUCAGCAGAUGAUGAACAUAUUUUUUAAUCUUAGCUAAUAAGUUUAUUUACAUGUAUAGAGAAACCUAGCUUGGUAUUUUCAUAGGUUAUCCUGAUAUGAAUGAGCCACAGUUGUAGACUACAGCUUGCAUAUACAGGGUCAUUCAAAUUUUUGUAAUUCUUUUUUUCUUUUUCCCAUUCUCCAUGUUAUUUAUACUGAAUUGUAUGGAUUUCGAAGCAUUUCUUAGAAGAAAAGCUCCCGAAUCUGAAUAAUUCUAAACUUCAAAUUGAUCAUACCGAGCAUGAGUUUAUGAUUUUGCA
Molecule: messenger RNA, 2713 nt
Organism: Spinacia oleracea (spinach)
Lineage: Eukaryota; Viridiplantae; Streptophyta; Magnoliopsida; Caryophyllales; Amaranthaceae
Product: rhamnogalacturonan I rhamnosyltransferase 1-like
Exons: 8
Coding region: 529-2205 (558 amino acids)
Cellular component (GO): cytoplasm
Source: RefSeq, a predicted model, not a curated record